UAAAUUUUUUAUUUAUCCAUGGUUUCACAAAAAUUGCUCUAAAAUUUUUUUUUAAAGAUAAUCACGAGCCAAACCAUAUGUCUGAAAGAAUGAGGACGUACCUUCACAACAGAAAUAAAACAAGAAGUGUCUAAGUGAAAUGUCAGAGAAAUUUAGUACUUAAAGAGAUCGGACAUUUCACACUUAAUAACCUAACAUCCUUUCUAUUACAAGGACCCUUUUUCCCUACAUCUGUUUAUGGAAGAAAAUGAAGUUGAGUGUGGUUUGGGAACUGAGCUAGAUUCUUGUGAUCUGUCACAUGCCUGGAUGUUGGGGAAGCAUUUGGAGAAGCUCAUGUGACUGGGACUUAGAUUGGGGAUUUUAAUAAUUGAGACAUAAUGUUCAGCAGGCAUCCCACCAUCUGAGCGUUUUAGCAACAGAGUCACAUGUGAAUCCAUCAGGACUUAUGACAUUGAUUCAUAUGCUGUCAUAAAUAACAAGGAGUGCUUGGGUUUUGGUUACAAUUUUAAAGCCAGUUUCAUCUGAACAUUCCGGGCAUAUGCUCCCUCAGCAAAACAUGUUAAGCUGGGAAACUAUUCCCCUGCCUGCAAGUGGUAACAACUUUUAGCCAGCAAACAUAAAAUACAACUUUGGAGCCUAUGACUUCCUUUACAUUACUCUUUUCUAGCCUUUUGUGUUUAUUCCCUCAUACCAGAGGUGAGGGUCAGACACAAAUUUAAAAACAGUUUUCAGUGUUGGGGAGGUAGGUCAUAACAGGAAAAUGAUAGGAAAAGAUGUAAUCCUCCAAUAGUAUAAUAAGAUAUUAAAGAAAGGAUGGGGGCGACUAGGGCUGUGUUGUUCCAUUUACUCACCGAAAGAGAGGGUAAGCCCCUACUUGAGUAAUAUGUAUUGAGGUUGGUUUUUUUUUUUUUUUUUUUUUGUCUGCCACCAAAGACAGUCAUAUGAGAAUACCUAGCAGCUCUCCACCCUGGCACAUGCACUGCACACACACAAAAACACUGCAAAUCCGCUGCCUCCUUCCCUCCUCCCUAAACCCCCCUUCUCUCAGCAUUUCUAUCCCCGCCUCCUCUUAUCCAAAUUUUCCAGCCGACUGCUGGAGCUGACUUCCGCAAUCCUGAUGGAAUAAAUCUGGCACCCCCAGUCAUCUGCCCACACUUCGCUGCCGAAACCAGGCCAAACAACAGAUUCCCAUCAGCAGGAUGUGGGGACUCAAGGUUCUGCUGCUACCCAUGGUGACCUUUGCUCUGUACCCUGAGGAGAUACUGGAUACCCAGUGGGAGCUAUGGAAGAAGACCCACAGCAAGCAGUAUAAUAGCAAGGUGGAUGAAAUCUCUCGGCGUUUAAUUUGGGAAAAAAACCUGAAGUAUAUUUCUAUCCAUAACCUUGAGGCAUCGCUUGGUGUCCAUACAUAUGAACUGGCCAUGAACCACUUGGGGGAUAUGACCAGUGAAGAGGUGGUUCAGAAGAUGACGGGACUCAAAGUACCCCCUUCUCAUUCCCACAGUAAUGACACCCUUUAUAUCCCAGACUGGGAAGGCAGAGUCCCAGAUUCUGUUGACUAUCGAAAGAAAGGAUAUGUUACUCCUGUCAAAGACCAGGGUGUGUGUGGUUCCUGUUGGGCUUUUAGCUCUGUGGGUGCCCUGGAGGGGCAACUCAAGAAGAAAACUGGCAAACUCUUAAAUCUGAGUCCCCAGAACCUCGUGGAUUGUGUGUCUGAGAAUGAUGGCUGUGGAGGGGGCUACAUGACCAAUGCCUUCCAAUAUGUGCAGAAGAAUCGGGGCAUUGACUCUGAAGAUGCCUACCCAUAUGUGGGAGAGGAUGAAAGUUGUAUGUACAACCCAACAGGCAAGGCAGCUAAAUGCAGAGGAUAUAGAGAGAUUCCUGAGGGGAACGAGAAAGCCCUGAAGAGGGCAGUGGCCAGAGUGGGACCUGUCUCUGUGGGCAUUGAUGCAAGCCUAGCCUCCUUCCAUUUUUAUAGCAAAGGUGUGUAUUACGAUGAAAGCUGCAAUAGUGAUAAUCUGAACCAUGCAGUUUUGGCAGUGGGAUAUGGAAUCCAGAAGGGAAACAAACACUGGAUAGUUAAAAACAGCUGGGGAGAAGCCUGGGGAAUCAAAGGCUACGUCCUCAUGGCUCGGAAUAAGAACAACGCCUGUGGCAUUGCCAACCUGGCCAGCUUCCCGAAGAUGUAAUUCCAGCCAGCCAACCCUGUCCUGCUAUUCCAUUCCUUCUAUGAUGGUGCAAUGUAAUGAUGUACUUUGGAAGGGAGUUAGUGUGCCAUUCUUGAAGCAGAUGUGGUAGUACUGAAAUUGUUUCUUCAGUUUCCCCAUUUGUUUGUAUUUCAAGUGAUCCCUGAUACUUUCCUCCUCUGCACUCAAGUCCUUUUUCAUCAUGGCCACAGCAGGAAUUUCCCUGACAGAUGUGCACUCUUAGGAUAAGAGAUGUGACCACAGCCUGCCCCUGUGGGUUGUCCCGGGGCUGAUGCUGUCCAGAUAGGAGCUAGAGAUUUUCAUGUAGUCUAGAUUCUCAUUUACUGGGAUUAGUUAGCUUUAACCACCCCAGACGACUAGGGUGACCUGACUUCUCAGUUUCCAAAUUCCCUUCUUUUAUAUCCUCAAGGUAGAAAUUUCUAUAUUUUACACUCCAAUUCAUAAAUCUAUUCAUAAGCCUUUGGUACAAGUUUACAUGAUAUAAGAAAUGUGUUUUCUUUUCCCUUCUUUGCAUUUUUGAAAUAAAGUAUUUAUCUCUUGCCUACAAUUUAAUAAAUAGUAUUUAGUACACAUUCA
This is a messenger RNA of Microcebus murinus (gray mouse lemur), 2783 nucleotides long. It is a transcript of the gene CTSK, whose product is annotated as cathepsin K. The record is from RefSeq and is a predicted model, not a curated record. Gene Ontology annotation, molecular function: cysteine-type peptidase activity. Lineage: Eukaryota; Metazoa; Chordata; Mammalia; Primates; Cheirogaleidae. Gene Ontology annotation, biological process: proteolysis.